Messenger RNA from Diabrotica balteata, 2933 nucleotides. The record is from the annotation of a GenBank genome assembly. Lineage: Eukaryota; Metazoa; Arthropoda; Insecta; Coleoptera; Chrysomelidae.
CCACAUUUGUAGCUUAGGUGUUUAUCAACUAUAUAUUUUAAGAUAUAUUCUAUACAAACCAGGGAGAGUAAAUUGUUGUAAGUUGCUUGCUAAUUAUGGCAUUAUCCGUUUUAGAGGAUUUUGUGAAAGAUCUUUUAAAAGAAAAUAUUAUCCAAAAUUAUACGGCCAAAAAAGAAACCGCACGUGAAUUUUAUUUCAAGAAGUACAGACAACUUGGAAAGAUCUCUUUCUUCAAAUUUAAGAAGGAACUAUGGAAAUAUUGGUAUGUCAAUUCAUUUACAUCGCGAGAAAUUAAAUUUAACGAACACUGGAUAAACUAUUUUGCCGAUCAAAUUGGAGGAAGCUCUCUGAAUAAGGAACCAUUUAACGAGCAAGCUUAUAUCAAUGACCAAAAGUGUUUAUUGUGCAAUGUUAUAUUUAAUAAUCCAGAUGAUUAUAAGAGCCAUCUCGAAUGGUUGGAUCAUCAAAUUCGUUUUAACUACGUUAAAAACAGGUCAAUUUUCAAGAACAAUAAUGAAAUCGAAGCAGUGUUGAUAUGUAAUGAAGAAGAUUAUACAGAACAAAAACUACAAGUUCCAGUGAAAACAGAUAUAAAAGCCACGCUACGUAUCCAAAACGUUACGAAAAAAAAUAUUAAUAUUCUAAAGAUUGUCCAAAUUAACACUUUACAGACACAUGUAAGCCUACAGGAAGAAUUUGUGAGAGAGGUCCAAUUGAAACCAUCGGCAACAAUAGAUAUCACUAUAAGGGCUUAUUUUGAACACAGUGAUUCCCUUGAAUAUCCCAUUUUAUUGCUUACUGGAGGAAAGAGAAAAAAUUUUCAUCUAAUCACAAUAGAAGUGGAGUCAGCAUCUGAAUUUUCUUUCCUAAAGAAAAAUUCGACAAAAUAUGUUAGCCCGAUACCAGACGCUUAUUCAAUAUAUUCUGAUAAGCAUGAUAUGAUUGUACCAGGACAAAAGCUAGAAGAGUUAAAAUCAUACUACACUGAGAAAUUACCAUUGGACGGCUUUUAUAUACCCCAUAGAUUAGAAGAGAUAUUUAAAAGAUUAUUAACAGAAUAUCCAGAAUUUGGUAUGAGAGCACGACAGAAAGAUUACAAAAUAUUUAGUCGGAUGUUGAAUGUUAUUCCCGGCAUUGAAGAAACCAACUAUUUUACCAACCUUGAAAAACUAUUACAUAUAGAAGAAAAUCAGUUAAGAAUAGAUAUUAGAAAUUAUGAUACCACAUCGACAUUAAAGAAAGUGAAGGGAAAACCUUUAUACGAACUAGAGGUUCCUGGAUUAGCCGAAGCAAGACCGUCUAUUUUAAGAAAUGAUAGAAUUUAUCUAAAAGAAAACAAGACUGAUUCUUCUAAGUAUGAAGGACGUGUUCAUCAAGUAUUUGAAACAAGCGUUUAUUUAGGAUUAAAUAAAAGGUUUGACGAAAUAUUCAUCGAUAACAAAAAAUUUCAUAUCGAAUUUGGCUUUAACAGAAGGUCCAUACAAGUUGAAAAGCAAGCUCUAUUUUUAGCUCACACACAUAAAAUUAUUCCAUAUUUAUUUCCAAAGGAACUUCAAAUUGAAAUUUUACCUGAAACCGAUUUGAUCCUCUCUAAUAGUAUCUUGAAUGAAGAACAGAAACUUGCAGUAAAAAAUAUUGUAAAAUGUAGGAACAGUCCCUUUAUAAUUUUUGGUCCUCCAGGAACCGGAAAAACAAUAACAGUAGUGGAAUCCGUAUAUCAGAUUUGGAAAAAAUAUCCUAACUCCAGAAUAUUAAUUUGUGCUCCUUCCAACGCUGCAACUAACGAAGUCGCUGUACGGUUAAGAAAAAUUAUUCCCAAAAGCGAAAUAUUUAGACAUAUUGGGUAUAUCUAUGCCCAUAACAAAACUGAACUCCAGGGAAUAGAAGAUAUUGUAAAUCUAGACAAGCAUGGUGAAUUUUACGAACCAUCUAUGGAAGAAUUGCUUAAGUACAGAGUUUUGCUAACAACUGUAGUUACAAGUGCAAGACUCGUCAAUGGUGGAGUUCCUUCCAAUCAUUUUUCGCACAUAUUUAUCGACGAAAGUGGAUAUGCCACAGAGACGCAAACACUUAUUCCAAUUGCAGGGAUUGCAUCGAAUAGUGAAAAGGAAGGCAUGGUUACUGCUCAAUUAGUACUCGCUGGAGAUCCCAAACAACUAGGACCGUUGGUUCAUUCUGGAAUUGCUGAAUAUUGCGGAUACGGUAAAUCAAUGCUAGAAAGACUUAUUUACACUAAAGUAUAUUUUAACAAUGAAACCAAUUCGUUUGAUAACCGUUGUGUAACAAAAUUAGUCAGAAAUUAUAGAUCCCAUGAAUCGAUUCUUAAACCAUCAAGCAAAUUAUUUUAUGAUAAUGAGCUAAUAGCAGCUGGUAAUGCAUUUACUGAUUUGUUCAUCGAUUCUGAUAUUCUUAUAAAUAAGAAGUUUCCGAUUAUUUUCCACAAUGUCGAAGGUGAAGACAUAAGAGAUAAGACAUCUCCAAGUUUCUAUAAUGUCCAAGAAAUUGAACAGACUGCGGAAUAUAUUUCAAAACUAAUGUCAAAUAAAGUAAGGGGAAUGACGAUUAAAGAAGAUCAAAUUGGUGUUAUUGCUCCAUAUAGAAAACAGGUUGAGAAGCUAAAACAGGCUUGUGCACGAAAGAAAUGGAAUAAUUUGCUAAUUGGAUCUGUGGAACAGUUUCAGAGAAAAGAGAAACUAAUUAUCAUAAUAUCUACAGUAAGAUCGAAAAAUACGAGUAAAUUUGAAGAAAUUGACAAAAUGUGUAAUAUAGGUUUUUUAUCAAAUUCAAAGCGACUUAACGUAGCGUUAACAAGAGCGAAGGCUCUUUUAAUCGUAAUUGGCAACGCUACUGUUUUGAAAACGGACGCAAAUUGGUCACAUUUCAUACAAUAUUGUUCAGAAAAUAAAUCUAUAACAGGAAAACCCUUUAAUUAA